Molecule: messenger RNA, 1279 nt
Organism: Argentina anserina (silverweed cinquefoil)
Lineage: Eukaryota; Viridiplantae; Streptophyta; Magnoliopsida; Rosales; Rosaceae
Product: rhomboid-like protein 14, mitochondrial
Exons: 2
Coding region: 100-1098 (332 amino acids)
Cellular component (GO): membrane
Molecular function (GO): serine-type endopeptidase activity
Source: RefSeq, a predicted model, not a curated record
ACCGCGAAGCCUCUGGAGCUCUGGAAUCUCCUUUACUUAACAACAAGGCAAAUCCAAUUCGAAAGAUCAAAUCUGAAACCCUAAUCCCAAACCCCAGCAAUGGAGAGGCGAGGCUCCCGAUCGAACGGAAUGCUGCCGCUACUAGCUCUCCACGCCGCCAGCGAGUACUACCGGCUCGACAGGAAGCCGCCGGUCACCGCCGCUCUCAUCGCCGCCAAUUCCCUCGUCUACUUACGCCCGGCGUUCCUUGAACCCAUCCUCCCUUCCAUCCACGACGUCUGGUUCAACCCUCACCUCAUCCUCAAGAAUAAUGACUUGAAGAGGUUCUUAUUGUCACCGUUUUACCAUGUGGGAGAGUCUCAUCUGGUUUACAAUAUGCUGUCCCUUUUAUGGAAGGGAAUUAAGUUAGAGUCGUCUAUGGAUAGCACCGAAUUCGCGUCCAUGGUUGCUGUCUUACUCGGCAUGUCCCAAGGGAUCACAUUGCUGCUUUCGAAAGCGCUGCUGGUUUUGUUUGACUAUGAGAGGGCGUAUUACUCGGAGUAUGCUGUUGGGUUUUCCGGGGUGAUAUUUGCGAUGAAGGUGGUUCUGAAUUCACGGUCAGGGAACUAUAGUUAUGUGCAUGGGAUUCCCAUGCCAUCGCGUUAUGCUGCGUGGGCGGAGUUGGCUCUUAUUCAGAUGCUGGUGCCUGGUGUGUCUUUUAUCGGCCAUUUGGGUGGAAUUCUUGCGGGGCUUCUGUAUCUGCGGAUGAGGGGUGCGUAUUCGGGUUCAGACCCAAUUACUUUAGUUAUUAGAGGUGUUACUGAUGUGCUGAGAUUGCCGAUGAGGUUUUUGAGACGAGUGUUUCCGUUUAGACGGAGGCAGGUAUCUGGUAGAGGACAGGUUGGUGGGACUCAUAGAGGAAUCAAUCUGGCAGAUUGGAGGUGCAAUGCUUGUACAUAUGAGAAUUCUGGGUGGUUAGAUGCGUGUGAAAUGUGUAGCACCAUCAGGAAUGACAAUGACAAUGGCAACACCAUGGCGUCGCAUCCCUUGCCACAUUAUUCCCGCGACCUUACUUUGGAAGAAUUAAGGCAACUAAGGUUGGAAAGAUUUGCUAGAUGAUAGGGUAUUCACUCUAAAUGAUUAUAAGUACAGUUGCCGAUCUGGCAUUCGGUCUGUUAUAUGAUUUGGUUGGAAUGAGGUCAUUUGUUUUGUGCUUAUUUAAUGUAGCUAACCUAUGUUUGUUCAAAUAAGUACUAUGAACUAUCAUUGUUUAAUUGUUAAUCACUUAGAAUAGUUUAUA